AUGGCCAGAAGAUGUUCCCAUCGUGAAUUUGAAGAAAGAAUCGAAGUCAAGCCCUCGGUAGAACUGAUUCCAGACGAAUUUGAGCACCAUACUGAAGAUGGCAGCGAUAUCGUAAUACACGCUUUUAUCGAUGAUACAGAGGAUGACCUUAAGAAUGCCCAACAGUUUUUCGAUUCCCUAAAAGCAUUGGAUAUUCGGAUCUCAAUCGGCAUAUACACAAUUUGGAGAGAAACGAUUUUCUUACGGUUAUAA
Molecule: messenger RNA, 252 nt
Organism: Acanthoscelides obtectus
Lineage: Eukaryota; Metazoa; Arthropoda; Insecta; Coleoptera; Chrysomelidae
Source: the annotation of a GenBank genome assembly